UUAUGAACGUGAUUGGUUGCUAGAGGUAGCUACGUUUUGGGCUGCUAUAGCUUAGUAUCACCCAGCAGCCUAUACGAAUUUAGCUUUUCUCGCGUGACCAUAACCAAGAGCUUAUUCUGACGGAAAACUUAAGUACCAAAAGAAUUGACAUUUCAAUGGUCAUAAGUACCGGCGUUUAGUUUUACACAACAUAAAUCAACCAAUCACAUAACGAACAAGUGACCUUCAGGUUAGUGGUUGUCACGAUAGUGUUUUGCAUUUCACCUGUUGAUAAUUUGCUGUAAAUUCCAUCGCUAGCAGUGAUCGCUACUGGUUCAGUUGCUGCUCUACAUAUCGAUAUUACUGAGAAAUAAUCCGCCUAUCUGGUAUCACCACAAUGCCUUUUGCAUCGUUCAAAAAUAUUCAAAAGAGAUUUGCAAGAAUUCACAAAGAACGAUCUCAACCUCAACACCGACGACAUCUAGGACUCUUACCGAAGAAAAAAGAUUUCCAAAUUAGAGCUAGGGAUAAAGAGUCGAAAAAUGCUAAAAUUAAAGAGUUGAGAAGUAAAGCUUUGAAUAAAAAUACCGAUGAAUUCUACUUCAACAUGUGUAAUUCCCGUUUCGAUGCAGAAAAAGGACAUAUCCCUUUAAAUGUGGAGAAAAGUUAUUCAGACAAUGAAAUUAAAGCAUCUUUUUCAAAGAAUAUUACACACUUGCAAUAUGAAUUGCAAAAGGAAAUGUCUAAGAUACGUCAGCUAGAGUCAAAAACUAAUCUACUGCAAAGCGAAUUAAAAAAAUCAAGAAAAACUCCUAAACAUAUUGUUUUUGCAGAAACCUAUGAUGAAAUGGUAGAAUUACGUCGUUCGUAUGCAGAUAGAUUACACAAACUGGAUGAAGAUGUUGGGACUGAUGAAUCUUCCAGUGAUCCGUGUCGUUUUGAUGAUAUCUAUGCUCAACGGUGUAAUGCCUAUAAAGAAUUAGCUGAACGUUUAGAAAGAGCGAAGCAAUUAAAGUAUCUUCUACGACAACAUGAGGCUAAAAAUAAUCUAAUGGCUAAUUCAUCAUCUAAAAGGGGAUAUAAAACAGUCUUCAAAGGAAGUAAAACAGCUCCACCUAUCUACGAAUUUGAACGUGUGCGAAAUCGAUAAGUUCUGAUAUCCUACCAAAAAAGAAAAACACAUACACACAGUUAAUUUGUACGACUUUUACAGCCAGUUUGGUAUAAUGUAUAUACUUAAAUAUAUUUCACUUCUGCA
Trichobilharzia szidati is the source of this 1237-nucleotide messenger RNA. Lineage: Eukaryota; Metazoa; Platyhelminthes; Trematoda; Strigeidida; Schistosomatidae. The record is from the annotation of a GenBank genome assembly.